CCCUUCAUUUGUUUAUUAUUGGCCACUUCACUUGACAUCCUCUCUUUCUUCAUCUUCUUCACAUAUCUCACAACCAAACUUUACAGAACUAUGCGUCAACCUAUUACUCUCCUUCUUCCCUUAUUUAUUACCUUCUUCAUAUUCUGCUCCCUCCGCGGCGUCGUUUCGGACCCCCAGACCUAUCUUCUCAGACGUGACUGCUACCAAUAUGACAGAUAUGAAUAUGAUGCUAAUAAAUCCUUCAAUAACAGCGUAAGCGCAGCUCUUCGUGACCUCAGAAAUCAGGUGGCGAACCUGGGAAUGUCCUUGGCCACCUCAGAGCAGUGGGAGCCUUCCGACACAAGCCUCCCCUUUUAUGCUCUCUUUUUAUGCAGAAACUACCUCUCCGUCGCCGACUGCGUCGCCUGCUUCACCGAUGCUGCCGCUGAAAUCCUCAACUGCUCCGCCGGGACUAGCUUUGCCCGUAUCAUCUACGACGGCUGCUUCCUCAGAUGGUCGAUCCAACAGAGGAUUGGGAGAGCAGAGACCUGCUGGAGACGAUCCGGUCUCAUAUCUUGCCAAAGGGACGAGCCAAAGGGUAUUGGAAAUCCUGCAUUGUGUGGGGAACAGACUCUAGAAGAAGCCACAGGAUUUACUUCAGCUGCUCAACAACUCUUAAUGAAUGUUCAAACAACAACACCCAACGGCACUGGUUUCCAGGCAGCUGCAAAGACUCAAGUGCCUAAUAAUGGACCAACCAUCUAUGCCUAUGCUCAAUGUAUACAAAGUCUCUCACAGAGUGAGUGCGAGAUUUGCUUGAUGCAAGGUUACAACACUAUGCAGACUUGUCUUCCCGGUUCAAAUGGUAGGGCUUAUGUAGAUGGCUGUUUCAUGAGAUACUCCACCACUCGCUUCUUUCCUGAUGACCAGCCUAUUAUUAUCACUCCUUUAGCCAUACGAGGUUCAAGCAAGAAGGGGACAAUUAUUGGUGCCAUUGUUGGAGGGGCAGCUUUUGUGCUUAUCCUCCUUGCACUAUUGGCUUAUAUUAGACGAUCAAAAAGGCGUGAGAGAGUUUCUAACGCUAAUGGAGAUAUCAUUGGAGAGAGCAGCUAUUUGAUAGGCCGCCCAGUUAAUUACAGCUAUGGGGAUUUGAGGUUUGCAACAAAAAACUUCAGUGUAGAAAAUAAACUUGGAGAAGGAGGAUUUGGUGUUGUAUAUAAGGGCACUUUAAAAAAUGGAAAAGUUGUUGCUGUCAAGAAAUUAACUUUAUGCUACUCCAAGAGAGUGGAGGAAGAAUUUGAGAGUGAAGUGAAGCUUAUAAGUAAUGUUCAUCAUCGUAAUCUUGUUCAACUUCUUGGAUGUUGCAGUAAAGGCAGUGAGAGAAUACUUGUCUAUGAAUACAUGAAAAACACCAGUUUGGAUAGAUUCUUAUUUGGCCAAAUGAAAGGUUCUCUUGACUGGAAGCAGCGGUAUAAUAUAAUUUUAGGAACAGCAAGAGGUUUGUCAUAUCUCCAUGAAGAAUUUCAUGUUCGUAUUAUACACAGAGAUAUAAAGACUAACAACAUCCUCUUAGAUGAAGAUCUACAACCUAAGGUUUCUGAUUUUGGCUUGGCAAGACUUUUACCCAACGAAAAAUCUCAUCUCAGCACAAAAGUUGUAGGAACAUUUGGAUAUGCAGCCCCAGAAUAUGUGAUUCAUGGUCAAUUAUCAGAGAAAGCUGAUAUCUAUAGCUUUGGUGUUGUAGUUUUAGAAAUCAUAAGUGGUAAAAGAAAUAAUGAACUAAAGAUUGACAGUGAUGCUGAAGGUGAAUUCCUCCUACUGAAGGCUUGGAGACUAUAUGAAAGAGGCACACACUUAGAGUUGAUCGAUGAGACCUUGGACCCAAAUGAUUGAUGCAGAGAAGUGAAAAAAGUUAUAGAAAUCGGUUUGUCUUGUACACAAGCAUCUGCUGAAUUAAGGCCAACAAUGUCUGAGGUAGUUCUUUUGCUCCGCAACAAGGGAUCAUCAGACAACAUAAAACCCACAAUGCCUAUCUUUAUUGAAGCUAAUUAGGUAAGACUAAGUACAGUAGAAGGAGAAAAAAGGAAAAUGAAUUGGGUGGUGGUGAUUAUUGUGGGUGUACCAUUUUGAAUAUACUUUAUUCAACGCCCUUGAACUUUGGUUAGAUUAUAAAUAUCCUAUUUGCCUUU
Messenger RNA from Prosopis cineraria, 2168 nucleotides. Its product is annotated as cysteine-rich receptor-like protein kinase 2. Gene Ontology annotation, molecular function: ATP binding; protein kinase activity. Lineage: Eukaryota; Viridiplantae; Streptophyta; Magnoliopsida; Fabales; Fabaceae. The record is from RefSeq and is a predicted model, not a curated record. Gene Ontology annotation, biological process: protein phosphorylation.